GUAGUCAAUUUGACCUUAGACACUGAACAGCGUAGCGCCGGCUAGUCAGCUAUAGAGCUUCAAAUGCAAACCGGCCGCAUCUUAAACUAAACAAUAGCAGGCCGCAGUUUGUUUUCCUCUCAAGCUCUUCUUUGUAUGACCUGCUAGCUCAGCGAGCUACCUUAGAGCUAACUGCAAAAAAAAAAAAAAAGUGUCACUGUAUACAGGACAUGGACAGAGCAAGGUGGGAACUGAGGACAUAGAAAGUUCAGGUGGAGCAAUAAGGAGCAUCGAGGGGCCCAUGUCCGCUUCACCACCGCUCCCAAUCCGCGCCCCUCGCUGUGGAGAACACGUCGCCAUGGCGAGGAUGGUGAAGAUGGAGCUGCUGAGGGCACUGGUCAGCGAGCGCUUGGCUGCGGCUGCCGAGGAGAUCUUCGGGAUUGUAGAGAGAGCCUUUGUAGAAUAUGAAAAUGAAAUGUCCUGUUCGACGUGGGUAGUGGACAGCCACCGCAGACUGCUGGAUGUUGCCCAGUCACAUGGUGAAGACUCUCUCAAAAUGUCCGUCAAAGAUGUGACGUCGCCGUGCGUCCAGCAGCAUCCUGCUGCCAGCGUGGAAGUCAGUUUGUGCUGGGAGGAGCCAGGAAACGCCACGUCAGAGCCAGCAGAGGACUUUCCCGACAUGAACCAAACUCGUCCAGACUCCUCUCUUGCCAGUGAAAAUGAUCCGGAGAUACUGAUCAAUAUGGAAGAUGACGGUGUGAAGCCGGAGUUUGACCCGAACACGCCUUUGAAAAUCCUCGAGGUAAAGAAACCAUUCCAGUGUCCCGUUUGCUUAAACGUUUUUUCUUCCAAAGAGACAAUGGUGCGACACAACAAAAAGCAUUCGGAGGACAAUUCGAUGCUUUACCGUUGCCAGUUCUGCGACCUGUGCUUCUGCCGCAUCUCUGAAUUCAUCGUUCACACCAGAACACACAAAGGCGCCAAACCAUACAAGUGCAGAUACUGUGAGAAGGGUUUUGAUGAAAGGGACAGUCUGCUUAUUCACCAACAAAAACACUCUGAGGAGAAACCAUAUCGGUGUUUUAGUGAAACGGUGGAGGCAGAACCUCACCUCAGAUCAGUGACGCCUGCCGGUAAGACUGAAAUAGAGCUGGACUGCAGACAGGAUGAAUCUGUCAGUCAGACAUUUCCACUAACCAUCACGCCCUAUGAUAAAAGUGAGUUUUAUCAGGAGUCUCUACAGCCCCUGUGUCUAUACCAAAUCCAGACUGUUGCUGAUAUAGAUAAAGACUCCUCAGCUGCAGUUACAGAAAUUAAAACCGAGCCAGUUGGAGCUGAUAGUGGAGUGUCAGACGGUACCACAGAUGACCAGCUGGUCCUUUCAGGGCACACAAGUGAACAGGGCAAAAGUGAGACCGAGCCCAAGCGUCUCGACGUAAAAAAUAUCCUGCCGAGAAGACCUUCAGGAAAACCCCCCGAGCCAAUGGUCCAGUUUGAAGCAGGAACGGCGCAGAAACCCUUCAAGUGUCCUCGUUGCUCCAAAUGUUUCUCCUUGACUAAGACUUUAAUAAGACACGUACGUAUCCACACAGAGGACAAACCGUACCAGUGCAAGUUUUGUGGGAGGAACUUCUGUCAGAAGUCGGACCUGGUCAAUCACACCAGGAUACACACAGGAGAGAGACCGUACCAGUGUCAAGAGUGUCGCAAAUCAUUCACGCAGAAAGGCAACCUGGUGGUGCACAUGAGGAAACAUCAGAGAGAGAAACCGUAUCAGUGCCAGGAGUGCAGCUGUAGCUUUACCAAGAGGUCAUAUUUUGACUGUCACAUGCAGAGCCACAGAUAGUUUAAGGGGUGUAAACAGCUUCGUCCUCAGGCUGGGUCUCAGACCUCAAUACUUUGGGAGAUGUGUUUGUAGCAAAUCAACUCCAGUACCGACAGCUGGAAUUGAGUGUCUUGGUCAGACUCCUAAUCUUGUUUACCUAUUCUUUGAUCGCAUAGUUUGGAUGGAAAUCAAAAGUUUGCCACAUGACAAAACAAAACUCUGCCAAGAAGUUCAUUGUUAAAAUACUCUCCCGUCCUCUAGUUUCACAUUUUUGCCCCUUUUUCUGGUGUGAUGCGAUGCGACGUGUAUGGAGAUGAAUAAAUAAUUAACUAGAAAGGUGCACUCAGUGGACCUACGCCACUGCUGUAAACGCAAAAAGAAGCAACGUUUGCAGGCAAUCGGCUCAACGUCAUCGUGUACGAUAUGCCAUUCAAUCUGAAAACAAAAAUCAAACUCGCCAAGCUGUAUGGCCACUUAGCAGCGGCGAGGUACAGCAGUGUGUGUAAAAUCUCAAACUAAACUCUGGCUUCUUUGAUUAAAUGAACACUGUUGUAUCAACACUGUAUUUCUAACCAAACCAACCCUAUGGUUUGACAUUGGGGGUGCUCUUAAUUUUAAAAUAUGGUUCACAAGACUUUACCAUCGUCACUUUCUACAUACAGUACUGUCCUUAAAGUCACGUCUAAGCGUAAAACACAACUGUGAUUACUGACAGUGAAUCUAAUAAAUGUAUUAGCAGCAGCUGACUGGGAGGGUCUGUGGUGGUGGGAAAUGUGAUUUCAGAUUACAUUACAGUCAUUUAGCAGACGCUUUUAUCCAAAGCGACUUACAGUCAGUAGUAUAUUACAUAUCAUUCACCCAUUCACACACUGAUGACAGGCUACCAUGCAAGGUGCCACCAUCAGACUCUAACUAACAUUCAUACAACAUCCAGUCCACACCGAUGGCAAGCCUUCGGGAGCAACUUGGGGUUAAGUGUCUGAAGCCGGGUAUCGAACUACCGACCUUCUGAUUGGAGAACUACCUUGCUCUCCACUACGCCAUAGCCGCCCUCAGAUAAAAUGAUGGUGGAGAUUUUGGUUGCCAAAUAGAAACCAGUGUUAUUAUAAGGUUUUACAAUUGUUUGGCUGUGUUUUGUAAUCAUUUCACUUUGUGAGAAUGAUGUGUUUUUACAU
Molecule: messenger RNA, 2979 nt
Organism: Anoplopoma fimbria (sablefish)
Lineage: Eukaryota; Metazoa; Chordata; Actinopteri; Perciformes; Anoplopomatidae
Product: zinc finger protein 300-like
Exons: 3
Coding region: 281-1825 (514 amino acids)
Biological process (GO): regulation of transcription by RNA polymerase II
Molecular function (GO): RNA polymerase II cis-regulatory region sequence-specific DNA binding; DNA-binding transcription factor activity, RNA polymerase II-specific
Source: RefSeq, a predicted model, not a curated record